UUUUGGUUUUGCCGUGUCUGAAUAUGCAACUGUGAUCUACUGUUGAUCAGCAACUGAUAACUAAUGAUUAUGUUUUCGUUUAUAUGACAUGAGAGCAGCAACGCAUAUGUGUAUUAGAUUACAUGUAUUAUCUAUGUCGCGAACAUUAUUUCAGCGUUUUAAUUUGAGCUGCCCUUUUCGUUUAUUUGUUGACGCACAUCAAUCACCCCAGUGUGGGGGAGGGGCUAAUCACGUGACCUGCGCGCGCUGUUGUGUUUAUGUCGAGUUAAAGGAAUAUUCCGGGUUCAGUACAAGUUACGAUCAAUCGACAGCAUUUGUGUCAAUGAUUACCACAAAAAUGUAUUUUAACUCUUCCCUCCUUUUCUUGUGUUUUACUGAGACAUUUCAAUGGGGUCAAUAAUCUGUAAACAUUAAAAUACUGUUUCAAAAGUAUAGACAAGAAUUUUGUCAUUACAUUACUUACUAACUGCAUCUGUGCAACUCCGUUGCCAUGAUGUAAUGUCAGCAAACCCCAAACCGACUGUAAAAACUUUGAUUUUAAACAACUUUACAACUCAAAUAAUACACACGUUUUAACAGUAGAAUUAAUGUGUGCUUUUAUAACAUUAUACGCUUAAGCCUUUAAACCCUCCAAAAAAUGGACCCCAUUGUAAGUUUCUCACUGGAACAGGUUUUUAAUUAAACAAUUUUUUUUAAGAAAAUGAGGGACGAGUCUAUGUCUGUGUUUUUGACAUCUGUUCUAGUGCACACCUGAAUGUCAACAUCAAGGAGCGAUCGGAUUAAUCUAUCAAAUUAGAAGUGUAAGCGCUUCUUGCAGGAGUUCUACAGCGAGGAUGACUCUGGGAAGAAGGUGUUCAAAUACGGCGCUCAGCUGGUGUCGCUGGCUCAUCGUGAACAGGUGGCACUGGUGGUGGAUCUAGAUGAUGUGGCAGAGGAAGACCCUGAGCUGGUGGAGAGUGUGUGUGAAAACACCAAACGUUACACUACGCUGUUCGCUGAUGCUGUUCAUGAGCUGCUGCCUGAAUACAGAGAACGAGAGGUGGUGGCGAAGGAUGCGCUGGAUGUUUAUAUCGAGCACCGGCUGAUGAUGGAGGCCAGAGGUCAUGACCCCGCAGAUACACGUGAUUCCCGAAACCAGUACCCGUCUGAACUCAUGCGCAGAUUUGAGGUGUAUUUCCGCCCGCCGUCUACGCUGAAGCCGAAGGUGGUGCGUGACGUGAAAGCCGACAGCAUCGGUCAGCUGGUAAACGUCAGGGGCAUCGUCACCAGAGCGACGGAGGUCAAACCCAUGAUGGCCGUCGCCACGUACACGUGCGAUCAGUGUGGCGCCGAGACUUACCAGCCGAUCGCCUCGCCGAGCUUCAUGCCCCUGAUCAUGUGCCCCAGUCAGGAGUGUGUCACCAACAAAUCAGGAGGCCGACUGUACCUGCAGACACGAGGGUCAAAGUUCAUCAAGUUCCAGGAGCUGCGUAUUCAGGAGCAUAGCGAUCAGGUACCCGUUGGGAACAUUCCUCGCUGUAUGACGAUUUAUGCACGUGGAGAAAACACACGUGUGACUCAGCCUGGAGAUCAUGUGGCCAUUUCUGGAAUAUUCCUGCCUCUUCUGCGCUCUGGAUUCAGACAAGCUGUGCAGGGUUUGUUGUCAGAGACGUAUCUGGAGUGUCACACGAUCACUCUGAUGAAUAAAACUGAAGAUGAUGAGCUGGGAACUGCAGAACUGACUGACGAAGAGCUCCGACAGAUCACAGAGGAGGAUUUCUAUGAGAAGUUGGCUGGUUCGAUCGCUCCAGAGAUUUACGGUCAUGAGGAUGUGAAGAAAGCGCUGCUGCUGCUGCUGGUGGGCGGAGUCCAGCAGGCGCCACGUGGGAUGAAGAUCAGAGGAAACAUCAACAUCUGUCUGAUGGGUGAUCCAGGUGUUGCCAAGUCUCAGCUGCUGUCAUACAUCGACCGCCUCGCCCCGCGCAGUCAGUACACGACUGGUCGCGGCUCGUCUGGUGUUGGAUUGACUGCUGCAGUGAUGCGUGACCCUGUUACCGGGGAGAUGACCCUGGAGGGCGGGGCGUUAGUGUUGGCUGAUCUGGGCGUAUGCUGCAUCGAUGAGUUUGAUAAGAUGGCCGAUGCCGAUCGUACGGCGAUUCACGAGGUCAUGGAGCAACAGACUAUUUCUAUCGCCAAGGCGGGCAUCAUGACAUCUUUAAAUGCGCGCUGUUCGAUUCUGGCAGCGGCGAACCCGGCAUACGGACGCUACAACCCUCGCAAAACCAUCGAGCAGAACAUCCAGCUGCCCGCGGCGCUGCUGUCACGAUUCGACUUGCUGUGGCUGAUUCAGGACAAACCCGACACGGACAACGACCUGCGACUCGCGCAACACAUCACAUACGUGCACCAGCACUGCAAACAACCGCCAACACACUUCAACCCCAUAGACAUGAAACUCAUGAGGCGUUACAUCAGCGAGUGCAAACGGAAGCAGCCGGUGAUUCCCGAGUCUCUGUCGGAUUACAUCACUGCUGCAUAUGUGGAGAUGAGGAAAGAGGCACGAGUCAGUAAAGACACCACGUUCACCUCCGCACGAACACUUCUAUCAAUCCUGCGCCUCUCCACUGCACUGGCUCGUCUGCGGAUGGUGUCUGUUGUGGAGAAGGAGGAUGUGAAUGAAGCGAUGAGACUGAUGGAGAUGAGCAAAGACUCGCUGCAGACCGACAAAACCAGCAACACCAGGGCUCAGCGUCCAGCCGAUGUGAUCUUCUCUCUGUUGCGUGAGCUGGCGGGCGACGGGUCGCUGAAGUCCGUCCGUAUGUCGGAGGCGGAGCAGCGCUGCGUGUCUCGUGGUUUCACUCCUGUGCAGUUCCAGUCGGCUCUGGACGAAUACGAGGAGCUGAACGUGUGGCAGAUCAACCAGGCGCGCUCGCGCAUCACGUUUGUGUAAAUACUGAUCGGAUUGUGAUGUCACUAAACAUGUGACUUCAAAAUAAACUCCUUUUUCUGACCGUUAAGCUUCUCUAAUGUUCUUCUCAUUGCUGUUUGUGCUCAUGUUUUGUUUUUAAUCUGUGAAAUAAACUAAAUAGAUCGUGUGUGUGUGUGUGUGUUGAGGAGAUUUUGCAGUGAAAUCGAUUAAAUGUAAUAUUGAAGUGUUUCAGCUCAACCGAGAAAUGGGAAGGUUAAAAGUUUGAAUUGUGCUUUAAUCUGUCUGUGGGAGUUUAUUUAUCUUCCGAAGACUCGAGUGACUGUUGUGUGUUUUCCAUUUCCCUUUCUGAUUUGUAACUAGUUGCACCUAAUAAA
Xyrauchen texanus (razorback sucker) is the source of this 3282-nucleotide messenger RNA. RefSeq names its product DNA replication licensing factor mcm7-A-like. Gene Ontology annotation, biological process: DNA replication initiation; DNA replication; DNA strand elongation involved in DNA replication. Lineage: Eukaryota; Metazoa; Chordata; Actinopteri; Cypriniformes; Catostomidae. Gene Ontology annotation, molecular function: ATP hydrolysis activity; single-stranded DNA binding; single-stranded DNA helicase activity. Gene Ontology annotation, cellular component: MCM complex; nucleus. The record is from RefSeq and is a predicted model, not a curated record. The coding region runs from base 1085 to 2929 and encodes 614 amino acids. The transcript has 15 exons.